Schistocerca cancellata (South American locust) is the source of this 501-nucleotide messenger RNA. RefSeq lists its product as uncharacterized. The coding region runs from base 1 to 501 and encodes 166 amino acids. The transcript has 2 exons. The record is from RefSeq and is a predicted model, not a curated record. Lineage: Eukaryota; Metazoa; Arthropoda; Insecta; Orthoptera; Acrididae.
AUGCACAUGCGGGAAAAACGCACAUGCGGGAAAAACACACAUGCGGGAACAACGCACAUGCGCGGAAAACGCACAUAUGGGGAAAACGCUGAUACGGGAAAAACGCAAAUAUGGGAAAAACGCAAAUAUGGAAUAAAUUCAAAUAUGGGAUAUACGCACAUAUGGGGUAAUCGCAAAUAUGGGAAAAACGCUAAUAUGGGAAAAACGCAGAAACGCAAAUAUGGGGAAGACGCAAUUAUUGGGAAAGACGCAAUUAUGGGGAAAGACGCAAAUAUGGGAAAAGACUCAAAUAUGGGGAAAGACGUAAAUAUGGGGAAAGACGCAAAUAUGGGGAAAGACGCAAAUAUGGGGAAAGACGCAAAUAUGGCAAAAACGCAAAUAUGGCAAAAACGCAAAAAUGGCAAAAACGCAAAUAUGGCAAAAAUGGAAAUAUGGCAAAAACGAAAAUAUGGCAAAAACAAAAAUAUGGCAAAAACGAAAAUAUGGCAAAAACGGAAAUAA